UCCGGCGGCGACACCGAACUGCAGCCCGACCAGCAGAGAGGAAGUCACGGCGGCUACUUGUCUGCUAACUUGCUAAAAAGUAAACAAGUGUGCGGAAUGAGAUGAAAUACAGCCGCGGAUAGAAGAAUCAAAUAUGAAGGAAGACAAAGAAAACGCUCGGCCCAAAGAGAGAAAAGUGGAAAUAAGGUGUGAAGAUGCAGAAAAGACGGAGAGGUCGAAGGAAAAGAAAGAGGCCAUGACAAAGAUUGUGAUCAGACGGCUGCCACCAAGUCUGACCAAGGAGGAGCUGGAGGAGCAGCUACAACCUCUCCCAGAGGUGGACUACCUGGAGUUUUUCUCCAAUGACGCCAGCCUGUAUCCUCACCUCUACGCGAGGGCGUACAUCAAUUUUAAAAAUCAAGAGGAUAUAGUUCUCUUCAGAGAUCGAUUUGAUGGAUAUGUGUUCAUCGACAGCAGAGGACAGGAGUAUCCAGCCAUCGUGGAGUUUGCACCUUUUCAAAAGACUGCCAAGAAAAGAAGUAAGAAGAAGGAUGCAAAAUGUGGAACAAUUGCUGAAGAUCCUGAUUACAAGAAGUUUCUUGAAUUUUACAACGGAGAUGACGACAAGUUGGCAUCAACCCCAGAGACACUGUUGGAAGAGAUUGAGGCAAAAUCAAAGGAACUUGUAGCAAAAAAAACAACUCCUCUGCUGGACUUCUUGAAGAAUAAACAGAGAAUCAGAGAGGAAAAGAAAGAAGAGAGAAGAAGGAGGGAGCUUGAACGCAAGCGCCUGCGUGACGAGGAGCGUCGUAAGUGGAGGGAGGAGGACAGAAGGAAGCGCAAAGAGGUAGACAAGAUGAAGAGACACGAGAAACCCCUGGAGAAAGACAAGGACCAAGUUAAAGAAGAACCAAAGAUUAAGCUCCUGAAGAAGCCAGACAGAAGUGAUGAUGCUGAUUCUGAGAAGCCCAAGGAAAAAGCCAAGAAACCAGACAGGCCAAAUAAAGAGGACAGAUCCAUGGGGGUCGUCGAUCAUAAGAGGCGUCCACACAUUGAAAAUAAGGAGGAUCGAGGGAGGAAAGCGGACGAAGAGGGGAGGAAGGAGUUCAGGGAGCGUGACCCAGAUCGCGACCGAGAGCGCGACAGGGAGCGCGACAGAACGAGAGAGGAGCGGCUGCAGAGAGAGAAGGAGCGCAUCAGGCGACAGGACGAAAAUCGUCGGAGAAGGAGAGAACGUCAGGAUGGAGAGAACUCAUGCAGGAAAAGGGAGGAGGAGGUUAAAAAAGACAAAGAGCGUGCCAGGGAGAGGAAAAAGGGUGAAAACAUUGGAGACUCUUCUCACUCUGAGAGGCCAGAGAGGCCUACCAAAGACUACAAGAAGGAGGAAAGUAAUAAAAGAGACCGUCUACGAAAUAAGGACCGGCCUGCGAUUCAGCUGUACCAGCCAGGGGCCAGAAGCCGCAAUCGAGGUGGCGGAGGAGGAGGAGGAGGCGGAGGAGGCGGAGGAGGAGCGGAAGCCAACUCUUCCGACAGAAUGCUAGAAACUGAGACCGAGAAAGUGGCUGACAAAGGAGACGACUGAGCAGAUCCCUACUUAGGGCAUUUUCAGUGUGGUGAGGAGAGGGAGAGACAGGCCUGUGAGGCUCAGAGCAGCAAUGUGGCGCAUCAGGGCGACGUGCACUGCAGUUCAAUCAGGACUGCAUCCGGCUCUCCCGGUCUCGGAGGCAGAGAUGUGGGUGCAGAGCCUCUUAGUGCCUGAAUGUGACCCUUGUUUUAUUUGUUAGGAAAGGUAACCGUAACCUUUGGCUUAUAGUUUGGCUGUAGGGCACAUUAGUCGAAGCCAAAGCUUUCUUGGACAACGUGAACUCAAAGUGACCUUGCUUCAGUAUUGUUUAUCUGAUUUAAUACAAACUGCAAACAAUGGCUUUCAACAUGUUAACCCAUAUCACAGUUGUUAACUUCACAAUUAAUCAAUAUCUCGACAUUGCCAAGCACAUCAAUAUUGUUUCUUCGCUGUCAUGAAUUAAAUUUAUGUUGUAGCAUUGACCUGUUCAAUUUGAAGUGAAAACAUGGAAAUCUUACUCUGCCUGGGGACCGAGACAAUCUAAAUGUAUGUGCAGAACUGUUAUUAAAUCUUUUUAUGGUCAGUAGCUGUUAAUUUGUCUGGUAAACUGAAGUACAUAGCCUGUACUUAACUGGGUUUGGGAUCAUGUGUUUUGUUCUUACAUUCAUACAGUGACAGAGAGGAAACAGCCAUUUCAGACUAGACUGCCAUGUGACAGCCAUGCCUGCAUGCAAGCUUCAAUCAGAGGGAUCAACCAGUGGCCUUCCUUACUUUUUUUCUAAACUGAAUCUCCCCUUAAACAUGAAUGUGUGAUGCACUAAACUGAAUAAAGCAUGAGAACACAGAACGGCUGCUGAUGCUUAUGUACAGUAGCCACGUUUGACUGGAAAUAAAAUAAGUCUUUG
Molecule: messenger RNA, 2448 nt
Organism: Anoplopoma fimbria (sablefish)
Lineage: Eukaryota; Metazoa; Chordata; Actinopteri; Perciformes; Anoplopomatidae
Gene: upf3b
Product: UPF3B regulator of nonsense mediated mRNA decay
Biological process (GO): nuclear-transcribed mRNA catabolic process, nonsense-mediated decay; positive regulation of translation
Cellular component (GO): nucleolus; cytoplasm
Molecular function (GO): mRNA binding
Source: RefSeq, a predicted model, not a curated record